Pseudoliparis swirei is the source of this 673-nucleotide messenger RNA. RefSeq names its product guanylin family protein. Gene Ontology annotation, cellular component: extracellular region. Gene Ontology annotation, molecular function: guanylate cyclase activator activity. The record is from RefSeq and is a predicted model, not a curated record. Lineage: Eukaryota; Metazoa; Chordata; Actinopteri; Perciformes; Liparidae. The coding region runs from base 24 to 350 and encodes 108 amino acids. The transcript has 3 exons.
CCACCACCUGUGCACCUGCCACCAUGAAGGCCUCUCUCGCCACCAUCGCCCUCCUCGUCCUGGCUCUCGGCUGCACCGCCCAGGCCGUGCAGGUCGAAGAGAACGGAUUGACUUUCUCCCUGGAAGCCGUCAAGAGGCUCCAGGAGCUGACGGAGAUCAGCCUAGCGAAGGGACAACUGAGCCCCCGCCUCAGGGCGGGCCCUGCGUCCCUGUGUGCCGACCCCAUGCUCCCCCAGGAGCUGCUGCCCCUCUGUAGGCAGCGGGGAGCCUCGGCCUCCCUCAGCAGACUGACUGCGAUUCCCAUGGACGUCUGUGAGAUCUGCGCCUUCGCCGCCUGCACCGGCUGCUAAACCCAAAAAACGCAGCCGGCCAGAAAUCCUCUUGCCCAGCUUGAGACUUGUGAUUCUUCUCCUCCUCCUUCGAAAUGACAUCAGGGAAUUCCUCAAUGUUUGCUGUUGAGAUGAUGACCUUAUGUCCCCUGAAAACAAGAGGCUCUGACUCUGGCCCAUUGGGCACUUUAUGCAUUUUUAAAGUUGCCGUUAGACAUAAAACUACCCCGAAAAAAGAAAUCGGAUAAACUGAGGUAUGUUUUUUUGUAAUGUUACUGUUCCGUAUGACGACGUUCUGCAUCAUACAUUUUAUUUUUUGGAAUCGACUGUUUGUUACAUUUCUA